Messenger RNA from Callorhinchus milii (elephant shark), 3147 nucleotides. Its product is annotated as ALK receptor tyrosine kinase. Gene Ontology annotation, molecular function: transmembrane receptor protein tyrosine kinase activity; ATP binding. Gene Ontology annotation, biological process: multicellular organism development; protein phosphorylation; cell surface receptor protein tyrosine kinase signaling pathway. Gene Ontology annotation, cellular component: signaling receptor complex; membrane. The record is from RefSeq and is a predicted model, not a curated record. The transcript is spliced from 20 exons. NCBI's taxonomy places the organism in Eukaryota, Metazoa, Chordata, Chondrichthyes, Chimaeriformes, Callorhinchidae. Bases 1 to 3147 code for a protein of 1048 amino acids.
AUGACGGUUACAAGAUUCCAGUGGAGCAGGUUUGCAGAACUUUGCUGUGGCAGCGCAGCCCUGGUCACAGUCUUGUCCAAAAAUCUCUUUGUUGACGGCUCUGGCUUCUCACCAUCUCCUCCUAUCCAGCUGCUCAGCAUGAGGCGACAAAAUUCAUGUGGCCCAUGGAUUAUUACCACCUGCGGUGCCACUGGACCUACAGGACCAACCCAAGCCCAGUGCAACAAUGCCUACAGGAACAGUAAUAUCUCAGUGGUCAUUGGAACCAAAGAGCCUUGGAGAGGAAUCCAGAAGUGGAGAGUGCCUUCGACUGACACGUACAUGAUAUCAGCCUACGGAGCCGCUGGGGGCAAAGGAGUAAAGAACGACUUUAAGAGAUUCCACGGCAUCUUGGUGUCAGCCACCUUCGAGCUGCAGAAAAACGAGAUUCUUUACAUUCUGGUCGGACAACAAGGAGAGGACGCCUGCCCCAACGCCAAUCCCAUCAUCCAGAAGGUCUGCAAGGGGGAGAGUAAUGUGAUCGAGGAGGAGCUGAGAGCAAAUGGGAGUGUGACGGAGUGGGCAGGAGGAGGGGGAGGCGGCGGAGGAGCAACUUAUGUCUUCAAGAUGCAGGGCAGAGAGCCUGUGCCCCUACUGAUAGCAGCAGGCGGAGGGGGCAAAGCUUACCUGAGCAAAAGCUACCACUUCUUUGAGGAGAUGCUGGAGAAUGACUCCUUCGUUCCAGGAUUGAAUGGAAAGUCAGGUGCUGCAGGAGGUGGCGGUGGCUGGAGUGAUAUCGCCACCCUGCUCUGGUCCGGCAAAUCCGUGAGGGAAGGUGCUGAAGGGGGUGAAUCGUGCCCCCAGGCCAUCAGGAAGUGGGGCUGGAGGACACGAGGGGGCUUUGGAGGAGGAGGAGGACCUUGCUCGGCAGGCGGAGCUGGUGGUGGCUACAUAGGGGGCAAUGCAACGGAGACCAAUGACAUCGAAAAAGAUGGUGGCUAUGGCGUGUCGUACGUUAGCUCUCUCGGAGUCCUCUACACGCCACCACUGGCAGCGACAGAGAGCCACGGUGAGGUUCAGAUUGCGCUGCAUCUGAACUGCAGCCACUGUGAGUCCAAUGAGUGUUUGCUUGACUACGACAACGGGGAAGUGAUGUGUUACUGCGAGCAUGGGAAAGUACUGUCUCCAGAUGGCAUCUUCUGCAUUGCGAAAGUCCUUCCCGAAGGCCACCUCCCGCUUUCCCUGGUACUUUCCGUGGUGUCGGCUGCUGUGGUGGCAGCUUUGAUUCUCGCCUUCUCUGGGACCAUGAUCGUGUAUCGCCGAAAGCACCAGGAGCUGCAGGCAUUGCAGGUGGAGCUGCAGAGCCCCGACUACAAGCUCAGCAAACUGCGCACCUCCACCAUCAUGACCGACUACAACCCCAAUUACUGCUUUGCCGGGAAAACUACCUCCAUCAGUGACCUUAAAGAGGUUUCCCGCAAAAACAUCCUCCUGAUCCGGGGAUUGGGUCAUGGAGCCUUUGGUGAGGUGUAUGAAGGCCAGGUGACCAGUAUCCCUGGGGAACCCAGCCCUCUACAGGUAGCAGUGAAGACUCUGCCUGAGAUGUGUUCGGAACAGGAUGAGUUGGAUUUCCUGAUGGAAGCCCUGAUAAUCAGUAAGUUCUGCCACCAGAACAUUGUACGGUGUAUCGGGGUCAGCCUGCAGGCCCUCCCACGCUUCAUCCUGCUGGAGCUGAUGGCAGGCGGUGACAUGAAAUCCUUCCUCCGAGAGUAUCGGCCCAAACUGGGGCAGCCGUCAACCCUCAGCAUGUUAGAUCUGCUCAACGUGGCUCGUGACAUCGCCCGGGGCUGCCAGUAUCUGGAGGAGAACCAUUUCAUCCAUCGCGACAUCGCCGCCAGGAACUGCCUGCUGACGUUCAAGGGUCCAGGGCGAGUGGCCAAGAUCGGGGACUUCGGGAUGGCUCGCGACAUCUACAGAGCCAGUUAUUACAGGAAGGGUGGCCGAGCCAUGCUGCCAGUCAAGUGGAUGCCCCCAGAGGCCUUCAUGGAAGGAAUAUUCACGUCAAAAACAGAUACUUGGUCUUUCGGAGUGCUGCUGUGGGAGAUCUUUUCACUAGGCUACAUGCCUUACCCCAGUAAGAGCAACCAAGAGGUGCUGGAGUUUGUCACCAGUGGCGGCCGGAUGGAUCCACCCAAGAACUGCCCAGGGCCCGUGUACAGGAUAAUGACCCAGUGUUGGCAGCACCAGCCGGAGGACAGGCCCAACUUUGCGACAAUACUGGAACGGAUUGAAUAUUGCACACAGGAUCCUGAUGUUAUAAACACUUCUUUGCCAGUGGAAUACGGGCCGGCAGUGGAAGAGGAAGGCAGUGUUCCGAUGCGACCCGAUGAUCCCGAGGGGAUGUCCCCUCUUUUGGUUUCACCGGCGGCUCAAGAGGCCAAGGAUGGAUGUGUCGCGCCCGAGCCAGAGCCCAUGCCUCAGCGUCCAAUCAGCCUGUGCCUGGCAGAGCAUCAGAUCAAGCCAGCCCAGAGCGACAACAGCGUCUCCAUCGCCACCAUCGCUGCUCCCCCCUCCAUCGUUGUACAGACAGGGGGGCCGGGGGCUGAGCCAGGGUUUCAUUCUGCCAAGGGCUACUCGCAAAUGAACAGCUCGACUGCUUUGCAGCAGCCCAGGGGCUCCCUGAACAAACCGACCAACCUCUGGAACCCUACCUACGGCUCCUGGUUCACAGAGAAACCAACCGCUCACAGCAACAACAGCGCUUUGACUGAUAAAAGGCCGCCUGAGAGGGAAGACUCUGGUGUCAAAGGCAACCUGCUGGCCCCUCCCGCUCCUCCCUCUUCCUCUUCCUCCGCCCCAGUUCCGGUCCCCAGACCCCCGCCGGCCUCCGCCCUUUUGUUACAACCUUCCUCGCUUGCGGCCGUCACAUCGGACGUGCCUCUCUUCCGGCUGCAGCACUUCCCCUGCGGCAACGUGAGUUACGCCUACCAGCAGGGCUCCCACGCCCAGCCCCUGGCAGCCUGCGCCGUCUGCAAGGAGGAUUGCAUCCCGCGAGUUAACAAGGGUUUGCCUACCGAACAGGACCCACGAGUGCACCCUAUGGCUGACUUACCCACCUGGGACUCGGGACUGUCCCUGGCCGAGGAUGUAAACGUUACUGUACUUUAA